AUGACUGCUCUCCAGUCAGGCCCUGGGAACAGCGGCAACCCCGCAACUCUCACUCCUCCCGGCGACUCUGGCCUUGAACGCUUCAAGGAAAUCGUUGCGCAACCUGUGCUUGCUUCUUUUAUCGCUGGUGGUGUGGCUGGAGCCGUCUCCCGAACCGUCGUGUCUCCCCUAGAACGCCUCAAGAUUUUGUUCCAGGUUCAGAGCGUUGGCCGGGACGAAUACAAAAUGUCGGUCCACAAGGCACUGGCGAAGAUGUGGCGAGAAGAGGGCUGGAGAGGUUUCAUGGCCGGUAAUGGCACCAAUUGCAUACGUAUAGUACCGUACUCUGCUGUCCAGUUUGGGGCGUAUAACUUUUAUAAGAGAUUCUUCGAGGAAACACCAGGUGCGCAAUUAAGUGCCUAUAAACGGCUCCUAUGUGGUGGUCUUGCUGGGAUCACCUCCGUUACUUUCACAUACCCAUUAGACAUUGUCCGAACACGGUUAUCCAUCCAAUCUGCAUCCUUUGAGGGACUAAAAAAAGAUGUGACGAGCAAGAAGCUUCCAGGAAUGUGGGGGGUCCUAGUUUCCAUGUACAAGAGUGAAGGUGGCCUUUUAGCGCUAUACCGUGGAAUCAUUCCUACUGUUGCCGGAGUAGCUCCCUAUGUUGGUCUCAACUUCAUGGUUUACGAGAUCAUGCGGACACAUUUCACCCCCGAGGGUGAAAAGGAUCCGAGUGCGGUUGGUAAACUGGCGGCAGGGGCCGUCUCUGGAGCUGUUGCUCAGACUUGCACCUAUCCUUUUGAUGUUCUACGCCGUAGGUUUCAAAUCAACACCAUGUCUGGGAUGGGUUAUCAAUACAGGGGUAUUGGAGAUGCGGUCCGAAUGAUUCUCAAAACUGAAGGCUUCAGGGGCUUGUACAAAGGCAUCGUCCCCAACCUUCUAAAAGUCGCACCCAGCAUGGCCAGCAGCUGGCUCAGCUUUGAAUUUACUAGAGACUUUGUCAUGGGUAAGCGCCGAAGCAGCUUCCUAUAG
Lindgomyces ingoldianus is the source of this 1011-nucleotide messenger RNA. Its product is annotated as mitochondrial carrier protein-like protein. The coding region runs from base 1 to 1011 and encodes 336 amino acids. The record is from RefSeq and is a predicted model, not a curated record. Lineage: Eukaryota; Fungi; Ascomycota; Dothideomycetes; Pleosporales; Lindgomycetaceae. Gene Ontology annotation, biological process: transmembrane transport. The transcript has 4 exons.